Molecule: messenger RNA, 2059 nt
Organism: Stylophora pistillata
Lineage: Eukaryota; Metazoa; Cnidaria; Anthozoa; Scleractinia; Pocilloporidae
Source: RefSeq, a predicted model, not a curated record
GCAGAACUACAAAUUCAACGGCUUCUUUCUUCUUGAUUGUCUACAAGCCCCACGUUAAGCGAUGCUAACGCCCGAAGAGAAACGAUGGGUUGUCGUCGGGAUUUGCCUCUCAAAAUCUCUUAUACCAGGAAUUAGGAAGGUCAUUGAGCAAGAGAUACAUGAUUUGUAUCAGAAUUUGGUUCGCACAUCUCCCUGCAUUCAGUCACAAACAUGGCCUACUUAUCACAAAAUCCUUCCACCUUCUACGUGGCGCCUGAAUUAUGUAAACAUCAACAACAACAGCAAAAAACAGCCUCACAGUUAUGAUUACUGUGUUAGAGACGAGGUGUCUCUAGCUAAACUGUUUGUUAAGCCAUUCAUGUUAGGCUUCACAGGCUUUGAUGAAACAUUGGAUUCAUCUGCAGCACUCUCUAUCCUAUGUGAAGCACCAAACUUUGUUUAUCGUGGAAUUGAUAUCAUCGCAAAGGAUGUACGUGAUAAUGUUCCUAAUGAAUGGGGCCAUUGUACAUUUGCAACAUGGACUGAACCCUUUUACCUAAAAUGCUUUCAACUCAUGGAAAAGCUUAUUACAAGUUUGAAACUUUCUGAAGCUUCCAAGAAAAAAGUUUUGGGGGAUUUACAGGAAUGGAGAAAUAGAGGUAAUGACAUGUGCUUCGGACAACAGAUCAGCAAUGAGGUGUUCCAGCUCGUUCAAGACGAAAUGAGGGUAUUAUCCACAUCUGUUGAGGAAAAUAAAGACUCCUGGGUGCAAGACCAUGAAGGACUGAGGGACAACCUUGACAGUUUGAGAGAGCGAUUUGCUUCUAGUCUCAGCAAACUUGAAGAGAAACAUGUUGCGUUGGAGAGUGAUCUAAUCUCCGUUAAAGAAGAUCAGUUGAAAACGAAAGAAACAGUGGCCAGUUUAUCACGAGGAAUAGACAAACUGUCUAAGAGCGGACUCCACUGGAAAUUGUCCGUAGUUGUUGUGCUUCUUGCAAUUGUAUUGUUCCUUUAUGAACAAUCUUUCGGGGAAUGCGGCAUGUUUCAUUAUUGGUACUCCAGGGCAGCUCUCUUUUGGAAAAUCUUAGUGGUUAUUCUCCUGGUUCUGGUUGUGGUCUUUCUGUAUCAACACUUCGCCCGCGGAACUAUGUUUCGCUACUGGUAUUGUAGCCGAGGCUGUAUACCAGGCCACGAGCUUUCGUUUGUUUUUAAGACAUUUAACAAACAGACGCCAAAGGUUAAAGGAAUAGAGUUCGAUUGGGAGGAGUUAAAAAAUAAACUGGGUUUGACAUGUGAACCCAUUAAUACUCCAGUGAAUGUUCGCUCGGUGAAAUCGAGGUCGGCUGACCUUUUGGAUUAUAUCUAUACAUCAGGGGCUGAUCUGUUUGCUUUCACCGAGACAUGGCUUACUGCUAGUGACACUGCGGCAGGACUGGAGUUUAUUCCACCUCAAGCAUACAAGUUUCUACACCAUAAUCGGUCUGGCCGCAAGGGUGGUGGUACGAGUUUGCUGUUCAAAGAAAACAUUGAUGUGUCGAAAAUUGAUGCAAUGAAACCCUGUACAGCUGUUAAGGAGAUCAGCUACAGGCAGCUAAAAUCUAUUGACAUGGAUGCGCUCCGAGCUGAUUUAACGACGUGUAAAUUGUGUACCAAUGGUUUUACGGAUUUGAAUGUGAUGGUCUCCUGCUACAACUCCACACUGUCGAUGUUACUUGAUAAAUAUGCCCCCCUGAGAACUAAGACUGUUGCUAAUAGAAAGCGUGUGCCUUGGUUUAACCACCAAGUUAAGGAUGCUAUUAAAGCUAGGCGGAGAGCUGAGAGGAAAUGGCGCUCUUCUAAAUCUGCACAAGAUCUAAGUGUUUUAAAAACGAAGAGAAAUCAUGCAAUAUACUUGAUGAACCAAGCUCGCUGUGAUUAUUACACCAAUCAUAUCCAGCAAAAUAGUUCUGAUCAGAGAAAACUGUUUAAAGUUACGAAGUCCCUGUUGUGUGACACCAACACUGCAUCGUUUCCUCGUGUUGACACUAUUCAGCUUGCAAAUGAUUUUGGAAUUUCUUUGCUCAAAAGAUUAAGUAUAUAA